Messenger RNA from Neodiprion fabricii, 1809 nucleotides. RefSeq lists its product as uncharacterized. The record is from RefSeq and is a predicted model, not a curated record. The coding region runs from base 1 to 1809 and encodes 602 amino acids. The transcript has a single exon. Lineage: Eukaryota; Metazoa; Arthropoda; Insecta; Hymenoptera; Diprionidae.
AUGCUGGGCUGGUUCAGUGUUCUCGUGAUUUUUGGAGUUUUCAUCACGCCGAGUGAAGGGGCACAAUUUUCCGCUAACUGGGAGAAAAUAUUCAUUAAUCAUGAAGACGAAAAUCUCCGCGAGUACGAGAAUUUACUUUUAAAAAUUAUGAAGAAUGCUUUUUCUGAAAGUAAAGCUAACGUCGUUCUAGUCAGCGGCGAGUGUCCAAGAUGCAACAGGAUAUUGGAUAUUCUGAUGAAAGGUACGAAGCUGCCGUUAGUAGCAGUGACAGAAUUCCAUCUCGCAAAUUCUCACAAUAGCAGUGAUACGAUUUAUAAAUUCGUAACAAUUGUGGUAAGUAAUUUCGACGAGUUACACCGACAUUUUGAAAAGCUUCGGCUGCAGUACGCAUGGAACCCAAGAGCGAAACACCUGAUCGUGACUGCUGUUGAACCAAGCGCAAAAGAAUUGCAAAUAUUUUUCGAAGAGUGCUGGACCCACAGAGUUCUCAACGUUGGAGUUUCAAUCUACAACCGUUAUGAGGUUUACACGUACAAUCGCUACCUGGGAAAUGCCCCGUUUGAAAAAGUCAACGCGUCAAAUUUAUUUUACGACAAACUUCGAGACAUGAUGGGCCAUCCAGUCCGUACCAAGUAUGUCCCAUUUGUAGGAAGGAACGUACCAAAGUGGAUCCCGGAAGAGCGUAAAUUCGUGUUUGUCGAUGUGGACUGGGCUUACGCCCAGGCGUUUUUGCAAACUGUCAACGCUACCGCAAAAUAUCCCGACCUAUCCAACGAAGAAGUACCUCUGUAUGCAGGCUUCAACUAUCGUUUCGAGCGCUGGAAACAGCGUAAUUUCUUCAGCAACGAAUUGUGGUUCAACGAAAUGCUGGCAAACUUUAUAUUUUUCGAAAGAACUGAACAAGUUUACCCGCUUGGUUUUGACGGCAUCUACGUAAUCGCCCCGAAGAGUGGUUUGAAGUUGCCGAACGUGUUCAGACCUUACCAAAAAAUGAGUUGGCUCGCCAUCGGCAUAAGUCUCGGAGCCUACGGUCUCUACACUUACGUACUUCAUAAGCGGAGAAACAUCACUGCUGACGCGUUUAUGAGCACGUUGGCGACGUUUCUGGGUCAAUACUAUCCCAAAAGGUACCGUCAGCUCGGAAAUAAGGGUCCGAUUAUCGUUUGGUCGUUGUUCUCGAUGCUAGUGAUAAGCGCUUAUCAAGGCGCACUGUACAGUGCAUUAGCAAUUCUGACCUACUACCCAGAAGUAAACACUUUGGAUGAAGUAAUCAGACUCACGAACACGGUAUACGGUUACGAAGAAUUUUACGAGACCGUCAAAGACCAUAUGCCGCCAACCAUCAAGUUGAUUUUGCUAGACCAAAAUACAGACUGGUACAAAUUCAUGAAGCUUCAUCCCGACUAUUUUUAUUUGGGCUCCUUGACGGCCGUCAAACACGGCAUCAUGCGACCGUUGCUGUUAUCUCAGCAGGGAAUUCCACUCUAUCACGGGGUUGAGCAGUGCUUCGUACCAAUGUACACGACGUACUUCACACCGUACGGUUCACCCUACCUGGAUAAGCUGGAUUGGGUCACUCUAGCCUUUAGAGAAGCCGGCCUUCAUCAGUACUGGGAGAAUCAAAUCAGUAUAAACUCUUUGCUGACUGGGUUGACCGUCCCGUUCGACGGGCAGAUCAGAACCAUUAAGAAGUUGUCUUUGAUGACGGAGAUACUUGCUUUUUACAUUUGGGCUGCGGGGCUACUGGUCAGUUUUUGCUGUUUUGUCUACGAGGUAUACUCCAGACGUUGUACGGAAAAGAAGAGUUAA